GUAACAAUUGAGACGUGAGCCCAGUGAAAUGACGAAUGAGUAAGCUGGUGGGCCGAACGGCGGGGGAGCGAGCAGAUGAAACAAACACUGAAGUGAACCCCAUCUGUCACACCCCAGGGGGGAAGCAAACAGGCGCAAAAAUGAGGGAACGCCUGCUCCCCCAUUGGGCCAAAAAUAAAGCGAAGAAAGCGAAGCAAAGAGAGAAGAAAGAUUCCACUACGCUGCUAACUGCUAACUGCUUAUCCUGACGAAACAGCACAAAAUGACAAAAACUGACUGCUGAAGGAACCCCAAACCAGCGCCCCCCUAAGUAAACGAGCUAUCAGAUAAAUUUAACCAAAUUAAACGCCCUACUCGUCCUUACACAUGAAGGAAUUUCCCCCCCUAUGUAGCGCAAAAAAAGAAAGCACACUGAUACGAAAGCAAAAUGGAAAAUGCGCCAAGCAUUAACCCCUACUCCAUUUUGAACGUAGAACCAGACUGCAACAUAGAAACGGCGAAGAGGCAAUUUAAAAAGUUGGCCAUAAUUUACCACCCGGAUAAGCUGAAGCAUCACCUAAAUAGGGAACGCGAGGGGAAUGCAGAAAAUGGGGUCGAUACAAACACUACUGCGGGAAUUACCCCAAUAAGCGAACAAAAUAAAGGGGAUAAAAAAGAGGACAAAAAUACGGCCAAAAAGGCUGACAAUAGUACCGCCAAAAAAGACAACAUCGACUUCGUCACCCUGGUUUGGGCGUAUGAACAAAUUCUGAAGGACAUCCAACAUGGCAGCAAAUCCGAAAAGUACGAAAACGCCCUGAACAUAAAAAAGGUGGACCUGCAAUAUAUUGGCGAGGAAAAUGCCUACAUUUAUUUUUGCCGUUGUGGGGACUUUUUUCUCUUCUCGGAAAAUUUAUAUUGCGAGUAUUACGUUAUCUACGCGUGCCAGAGUUGUUCCUGCUCGGUUUAUCUAACGCCGUAA
This is a messenger RNA of Plasmodium vivax (malaria parasite P. vivax), 961 nucleotides long. RefSeq lists its product as hypothetical. Gene Ontology annotation, biological process: positive regulation of ATP-dependent activity. NCBI's taxonomy places the organism in Eukaryota, Apicomplexa, Aconoidasida, Haemosporida, Plasmodiidae. Bases 428 to 961 code for a protein of 177 amino acids. Gene Ontology annotation, molecular function: ferrous iron binding; ATPase activator activity. The record is from RefSeq and is a predicted model, not a curated record. The transcript has a single exon.